AUGCUCAAGGCCGGACAGCCAGCUAAGGUGCACGAACUGCACGCAUCGACGGACGCGGCUUCACCGUGCUUCGGAACGCCAAGUUACGGCCAAGAAUUUGCCACGCUCGCGCUAAUCCAUGGACGGCUGAGUCACCUGACUGGAUCGACAUUAAAGUUUUGCUAUUUGGACGAAUCAGGGGCGCGGGGACUGGGCGAGAGUCGUACGACAAGUGUCGAACAAGGUAGACAAAAUGGACGAAGGGACCCAAAAAUACCGACAAACAAGACGCUGGCCAACGGGAGGCGUCCCUUUGUGCGCGGGGUGUGUCGCCCUUGCUCUGCGCGUGUCUGCAGCGCCGAGACACCCCGGGAACAGUCCGGUGUGCGCCGACGAGACUCGACAAGGCUCGACAAGGCUCGGCGGGCGCUUGGAAGGCCCACCCUCCUUCGUAUGACUACACACGGAUGCGCUGUCGAUGCACCAUGGGGGGGCACCGUCUGUCGUGUGGCGACCGUUCUUUUGCAAACAGUCUUUGUAAAAGGAUGUUGA
This is a messenger RNA of Sporothrix schenckii 1099-18, 531 nucleotides long. RefSeq lists its product as uncharacterized. NCBI's taxonomy places the organism in Eukaryota, Fungi, Ascomycota, Sordariomycetes, Ophiostomatales, Ophiostomataceae. The transcript has a single exon. The coding region runs from base 1 to 531 and encodes 176 amino acids. The record is from RefSeq and is a predicted model, not a curated record.